ACGCGAUUGUAGUGAAAAUAUGAGUGUCUGCUACUGCAAGGAAAGUGAGAGUAUUUCAAGACUAAAAGAAAUAUUUAAGCAUAUAUUCACCUGCAAAUAUAUGUAUAUUUAUGGUUUUCAAUAAAAAUAUUUCUUUAAAAUGAUAUGUCUUAAGUUAGAUAUUCUUUUCGAAGGAAGUUCCCUUGCGAACAAACGCAAUUUUACUAGAUUAGGGUUUUGUAGAGGAUGGAGGAAGUACGGCUUCGGCAUCACAUAGAAAAUUCACUUAAACACUCUUAAUUUUCUGAAAUUACUCAGGUGUAUAAGAUGUAUAAUGUUUCUCUAUGCCUACAUUUUUUCACAGUUACAUUUACACUAUUGCUCUGCUACUACCUACUCUAUCAUAAUUACUCGUCAAAAGGGUCAUGAUAAUCAAGACUCAAGACAGAGGGCCUAAAAUGUAAACUCAACGAAUUAUUUAAACCUCUGUGCUAAACCCCGUCUGUAUUGCAAAGGAGCUUCGUCGAUAGUUGUGUAUCUUUCCUACUCCAUUAAGUUAAUGAUGCAUGGUUAACAGAUUAAAUACACAAGAAAGCUAAGAAGUCCCAUUGCAGGACUAGGAACUAUUUAUGUCCAUAGUCAGGCAACACUUCUAGAACCAUCGUGAAUCCCAUAACUCAGAAGAUCAAUGCUUUCAUUAUGUUUGCCUGAUAUAAUUAUAUACUAUUGCUCUCAGUUUCUUCGAAGUAAAUUUUUUCUACAGAAUCUAUGUUCAUAUUUCCAUUGGAAAAAUCUACUUCUUAUAUUUCUCAGUCCAGUCAUGCAAUCCAAUCCUUAGCCGAAUAGAACAUUAUAUCAAAACUUCAAUAUAAAUACACAUUACUGUUGCUGCGCUCUGCGUAGAGAAGCUUGAGUCAUCAACAUUUCAACAAGAAGCCUUGCCUGCACAUCUUACAUGCCAUUGCCGAAAUUUCAGAAAUCAAGGACACCGAAGAAGGAGUAAUAAUUUGCAAUUGAACUAGUAAUAUAUUCACCCCCGUACCAAUAAAGACGAAAUAUUCAGUGGUUGUGUGUCACGAAAUGCAAUAUCCUGGCAACGGCGGGCAAUUACACCAUGACAACGACCAAAAAAAGUAAUUUCGUAUUCACCCUCAUAGGAGUUGAGAACGGAGCAAUGUUUUUACCAAAAGUCUUUUGCAGAAUUCCCUUAGUUAUUGCUUAAGUUCGAAAAUGUCAACAACGAAUCGCCAUAUAUUUCGGGCGCAGAGCAUCGUCUCGGCCAAGUGGAUUUUUAUAAUUGCCCCGUUAUUGGGUCAGUGUGCAUUCGUGUGUUGCUUGGAAGCACCCACGGUUCAUCUGCCCAACCAGGGCGCCAUUGUAGGAAUGUAUAUGAAGAUGUUCCGCACACAGAAUAUCAAGGCCUAUUUGGGAAUACAGUAUGCCAAGGCUCCAAGAUUUGCGCCACCCGAAAUUAAGGUGAACAAAUGGAAUAUGAUAUACAACGCGACAUCUUAUGGACCGAAAUGUUGGCAAAGGCAAAAGGAUACCAGGCCGACGGAUAAACAAACAUCGACGAUACAGGAACUCCUAAUGACUUCGACAACGGGCGGAACGAGUUUUCAUGAUGGCUACGAUGAGGAGUGUUUAUAUUUGAACAUAUUCAUUCCAGAUGGGUCCCCUGGUUUGACGGGUUAUGCAGUAAUGGUAUGGUUUCAUGGCGGCGACUUCUCAUCAGGCAGCCCUACUGACAUUGAUCCAUUUCAAAUGGUUUUCAAGCAGAAGGUCAUUGUCAUUACCGUGUCUUAUCGUUUGAGCAUAAUGGGCUUUUUAUCGUCUGGCGAUGCAGAGGCUCCCGGAAAUUUUGGUCUAAUGGAUCAAUCGGCUGCACUCUUAUGGAUACGCAAAAACAUUGCUCACUUUGGAGGCGAUUCGAAAAAAAUUACCAUUAUUGGGAUAGGAGCUGGGGCCGUUAGCGCAGGUCUACAUCUUACUUCGGGUGAUUGGUCUAGAAACAGUUUUCACAGAGUUAUCAUGAUGUCGGGAAAUCCACUAACAGAAGACACGGUCCGGACAUUUGAUGCUUUCAGUCCACAUUUGGAUUUGAUUGCGAAUGUCUUUGGAUGUAAUCGUAAACCGACUUCGAUGCUAAUGCAGUGCUUAAAGAGAGUUGAUGCCAAGAGGUUAAUGGAUAAUUUGCCCGACGUGGAAUUCGGGCCUCUCAUAGACAAGGGCUUCAGCAAUUCAUCUAAAGGAUUCAUAGACGACUUUCCAGUGGCGCUUUUCAGAAGUGGAAAUUACCACAAAGUACCAAUAAUGAUGGGGAUGACUGACAUGGAGGACGUUCUUCAAAUACUAGACGACGAAGAACGAGAGGGCACCGAGAUGACUGCAGAAGAUUUCGAAACAUUUGCCUCCAAGGUUGCAAUGAACGAUAUUCAAAAGAACAAUCAAAGCGAUUUAUGGUGCACUGAUUAUCCCAUCGUACUGGAUUCCAUCAAUCUUAUGUAUAAAAAUGAAGAGGAGGCCAAUCAGGAGACCGUAUUGAACAACUUUAUAAGUUUCCACACUGAUCGAGUGUACUUGGCCCCUCUUUUUCUCUUGGCAAAUCUGGUGAGCACCGAAGAAGAUGUCUAUGUGUAUUACUUUAAUAUUCGUCCAAAAACCGAAUUCUAUACGCUUCCCAGUUGGAUAAGUGUACCAAAGUAUUUUGAUCAGAUAUUCAUAUGGGGUGUUCCAUAUAUGAAUAACCAAAUGUUUAUAAAUCGCUGGAAUGCGACCGAUAAAAAGAUCGCCGAAAUGGUAAUGACUCUGUGGGCAAACUUUGCUAAAACUUCCAAUCCCACUGCUUCCAAUGUAUACAUAAAAUGGAAUUCAUACAAUAUCAAUAAUCAGUCUUAUCUGGUUAUCAAUGAGGACUUCAAUGUACGGACUGUGGCUGAAAAUCAAAAAAUCAAUUUUUGGAAUGACUACUAUCCCAAGUUGAUCGAUUUUGCCAUCGAAUGCUGCGCUUCCAGAAAUAAUGCGAAAACAUAUCUUCCAUCCAUUGGUUUCAAUUUACCCUUUAUAACUACAAUAUAUAUUUUACAUAAAGUGUUUAUAGUGUAAAAUUGUUAAGAAAUAUUUAUAUAUACACGGUAUUUAUUAUUGUCGAAUAAAAUAGGCUUAUCUAAACUGAUUUGUUAACUUCGUCAA
Molecule: messenger RNA, 3171 nt
Organism: Musca domestica (house fly)
Lineage: Eukaryota; Metazoa; Arthropoda; Insecta; Diptera; Muscidae
Product: neuroligin-4, Y-linked
Exons: 2
Coding region: 1210-3084 (624 amino acids)
Biological process (GO): neuron cell-cell adhesion; synaptic vesicle endocytosis; modulation of chemical synaptic transmission
Cellular component (GO): cell surface; postsynaptic membrane; synapse
Molecular function (GO): signaling receptor activity; neurexin family protein binding
Source: RefSeq, a predicted model, not a curated record